AUGCACAUCGACAUGGGGGCCGGCAAGGACCCCGUGGGCGUCCUGAUGCAGCUGGAGAAACCGAUCUUCGACGGCACCGUGGGGCAGUGCCUACGGCGGCGGGACGACGACGGCCGGCAUGGCGCGGCGGUCGGCGCCAUGGCCGGCGAUUGCAUUGCGGGGCCCCGCGCGGGGGGACACCCGGUCGAAGAUGAGGGCGCAGGCGGGGAGGGGGAAUGCGAGGCAAGGAAUAAAGGGGUGGAGGGCGUCGAGGAGGAGGAUGGCGAGGCCGAGGGGCCAUGCCUGGCUUUCGGUGCGCCGGGUGAGCCGUCCCUUAUCGCCAAGGACUCCAACAAGCUGACGAUUCAAUGGGGGGAGACGCGGUGCCUGGAGGAGGGGCCGGUGCCGGGGCUGACCGUGCGCUACGCCGUGGAGGCGCAGCAGGUGGAGGUGCCAUCCGGGCGAGCGACGCCCAACGGCGACGCCGCCGCGGCGCUGGUGAAGGCCGACCUAUGGAGGCCCGCCGAGGAAACAGGGGACUCUUGGGCUCAGCUUCGCGGCCUGCGGCCCGGCCGGUACUACGCAAUCCGAGUGGUGGCCAAGCCGACCUGCGAUGACCCCACCGUGCGGCUGGAGGCCCCGGAGUGCUCCGCGGUUGCCGUGUUCCACACCACGCCCACCGUGCCCGGCGCGCCGCAGCCCCCCCAGCUCACAAGCCGCGAGAGGACGUCGCUGAAGUUCAAAUGGAACGUGCCAGAGAGCGGGGGACUGGACAUUAUAGAAUUUCGGCUGCAGCUGCGACCUCCACCGGCGACUGCAACGAACGACGAGGAUGAUGAGGGCUUCACUGAAAUAUUUUGUGGCUCACCGCAAACCUUCAGGGCAACAAAGUUGCUCCCAGGCAUGAAAUACACUGCCAGGGUGAAGGCCAGAAAUGAGUUGGGGGAGGGUCCCUGGAGUUUGAAUAGUGUCUUCACAACAGAGGCGUCUGUUCCGGCAACGCCAGAGCCGCCCCGAAGCACUGAUGUGACAUCGACCUCCGUCUCUUUGGAGUGGGAUGUCCCAAAAGAUAACGGGGCGAGAAUCGACUCAUACAUGGUGGACGCCUUGGAUAUGGAAGAUGGGUGUUCCCGGCCAGUGUACAGUGGAUAUUCUCCUCAGUGCACAAUACUUAAUUUGAAGAGUGGCGCCACCUACAAGUUUAAGGUCCGGGCAGAGAACCAGGCUGGCAAGAGCAAUUGGAGCAGCACCACAACAGUGCGUGUGGCACCAAGUGUUCCUGGCCCACCACAGUCAUUGACAUGCAGGUCAUCAACAAAGACCUCUGCUUCAUUCACAUGGUCAGCCCCAGAAGACACAGGGGGAAGUGAGGUCGGCUGCUACGAGGCUGAAGUCAUGUCCACAUCCAAGGCAGCGGGCAGGUCAGGAUGGACGAACGUGUACAGCGGCUUGGAGCCCUCCUGUUCUGUGGGUGGCCUGAGGCCUGGAUGCACCUAUCAGCUGAGAGUCCGAGCGAGCAACGUGGCAGGCUGGGGGAGUGUGUCACAGCCUGCCAAGUUCACAAUGGAACCUGGGAUGCCCGAAAAGAUGCCACCACCCUCAGUGCUCUCACUGGGACCUACUAGCCUCAGGCUGUCCUGGAAACCGCCUGCUCAUGAUGGCGGGUCGAGUAUCACAGGCUACCAGCUGCAGUGCUGCGAUGCACGCAGAGCUGCUGAGGAGGGCCCAGCUGCCUUUGCUGGAGCGUACAGCACCAGCCUAUGUGUGUGGGAGGGCGAUGGCCUGCUGCCUGGAACAGAGUACUCUUUUCGGGUGCGGGCCUUGAAUGCCUGUGGAGCCAGCGGUUGGAGCCCUGCAGUGCGGGGAACAACAAAGGCAGGUGUGCCCCAGGCACCGUGUCCGCCCGCGGUGUGUGAGGCCACAAGUGACAGCCUGACCAUCCGGUGGGACCCUCCUGAUGGCCGGGGUUCGACUGUCAGCAGUUACACAGCACAGGUGGCAGAGCAGGAGAGUCGGCGCAAUGGAUUCGUGUCGCUCCAAGAAGGCAGCCAGACAUGUGUCCCCUCUGUCCCAGAGGAGGACCUUGGGGUCCCUACAGCCUGCUGUAGUGACUGCAUCUGUGAUGGGCUUGACUUCAGGGAUGUGUACAGCGGGAGUCAGGCACAGUGCCGAGUGCGUGGCUUGAAGGCCAGCACAGUUUAUGCUGUGCGGCUGAGGGCAUCCAACAAAGCGGGCAGCAGCGAAUGGAGCAAGGCCAUCGCGUGCAAGACGCAGGCGGCUGCUCCUUCGCCUCCAAGGAACCUUCAGGUCGCAGGUGUCUCUGUGGACAGUGUGUCUCUCUGCUGGCAAGCACCUGAAUGGAGCAAUGGCUCCAAGCUGAACAUGUACGUGCUGGAACGGCUAUCACAAAGAAGCAAGAAAACCACUUGGGUGCAGGAGUACCAAGGACAUGCCAUGGGGAUGAGCCACACAGUGUGUCGGCUUAAGAGUGGUUGCAAGUACCAGUUUCGGGUGCGAGCGGGGAACAGUUGUGGAGUGGGUCCUGCCAGUGACACUGUGACUGUCCGGACCACUGCAGCACCUCCCGGCCCGCCUGAAGGGCCCACCUUUUCACAGAAGGCAGCAACCUCCUUGCGUGUCAAAUGGGCGCCACCGGAGAGGGAGAAUGGUGCCCCAGUGACAAACUACAGGCUGGAGAUAGCACAGCAGGGGGGCGCGUUUAGGGAGGUGUACUCUGGCUACACCACCACUCAGAAGGUGUCGGACCUGUGCCCAGGGCAGCAGUACGUUUUCAGGGUCCAGGCCACAAACGAGGCUGGCCCAGGUCCUUGGAGCCCAGCCAGCUCAGUGACGACGGCCCUGGCGCCGCCGUCGACGCCCACAAACGUGUCCGUGAUCUCCAGCAUGGACCACGACGCGCCUGGGGGCAUCCAAGGCGAUGCCACGGCGCUGGAAGUGACAUGGGAGCACGAACAGCGUGGAGGCGUCGCGGCCGAGUGCUUUGAGGUGGAGGCCAGCCCCAGCAAGGACCGCGGCGGGCAGCUGCGCACGUCGGUGGUGAGGCAAGUCGUGCGCGAGCGGCGCUGCAGGCUGGGUGGCCUGCCCGCGGAGACGUCUUUCGUUGUGAGGGUGCGGGCGGUUGGCGCAAAGUCGUCCGGCCACAGCAAAUGGGCGGAGGCGCUGUCGCGGACCGCCCCUGGGGGAAAACGGCUACCGGCGACGAGGCCGUCAGAGAGCGGCUCCUCUGGGACGCUGACGGUGCCGUCCAGCUCUCGGAGCUCCAAGAGCUCGCCCUCAGAGGUGUCGGAAGACUCCCUGACGGCCUCCGGUCGCGGCGCAAGGGGCCUGUCCGUGAAAAAGACCCAUGUGCGCAUCCGGCCGCGGCCCCGGAAGUCGCUGUGGAAGAGGGCCAAAGCGCACUUUUUGACCGUGGCCAUGGCGGCGGUGGCCGCGCUGUUCUUGCUGUUGCUCUUGCUGCAUGGUAGCUUGGGGUAG
Ostreobium quekettii is the source of this 3474-nucleotide messenger RNA. The record is from the annotation of a GenBank genome assembly. NCBI's taxonomy places the organism in Eukaryota, Viridiplantae, Chlorophyta, Ulvophyceae, Bryopsidales, Ostreobiaceae.